CCCUCUUUCUCUGUGUUUUUUUGUUGUGUUUGGCCAUCAGCCGGUGGUUGCUGGAUUGAAAUGAUGAAUGAUGCAGAGGAGUGUGUGUGUGUGUGUGUGUGUGUAUGUGUGUGUGAGUGAGAUCAUGAGAAGGUUGAUGCGUGUAUUCUCUGUAGUUGUGACCUGACCUGUAGCCUGGGAAGCUGCUGAUGCCCAGAGCGACAUUCAUUACAUAGCCAUUAUACCUUCCUGGCUGGUGUAGCAGCACCUGUGUGCACACUGGCCGCUUUAGCCGACAUUAGCUGAGCAUUUCAGAGCUGCUGUGCCAGUCUGUUGCAAUAAAUUGCCCACUGAUAGUAAACUUUGUCAUCACUCAUAGGCCCUUCUGACCAGGCAGUGACAAAUUGCAUUCAAAGCUGGUUGAUGUGCUCUAAUUAUUUCUUGUUUCCAUACUUGUUGUCACUUGUUAUAUUCAGUCUGUGCCAAGAGCUUGAAUAACAUAAGCAGUUUCAACACACGCGCACGCACAAACACACACACACACACACACACACACACACACACACACACACACACACACACACACACACACACACACAGACGACAUACGAAACACAGGCUUCAGUAUGUACACAUUGUGGAUCCCGGCACUGCCCCCUAGCGAUCAGAAGGGUUGCAUGUGGAAGUGGGCGGGUGUUGAGGCUGGUUGUUUAUGGCUGCUGGUUUGUCGGCGGCGGUUCACUGCGGAUGUCAGCUGACCCAGCUGAUACACUGCUGCCAGGCACAGUAUGAAUAUGGAUCAAACGUGUUUCUUCAAGACAAGGACGUGCUCCCCAGUUGCAGACAAACAAACAUGGGACUCAAUACACAAAGCCACAUUGCUCAAGAGUACAGUUUGGAUCAAGGAAGAGCAGGAGCGCAGGAUCAGAAAAGCAACAUCCCGAUCUACCCGUGGAUGCAGCGAAUGAACUCACACAGCGCAGGAGUGGGCUACGGGACAGACAGACGCAGGGGACGUCAGAUAUACUCUCGUUAUCAAACACUUGAGCUGGAGAAGGAGUUUCAUUUCAACCGCUACCUGACCAGGCGCAGACGCAUUGAAAUCGCAAAUGCGCUUUGUUUAACAGAGCGGCAGAUCAAAAUCUGGUUUCAGAACCGACGCAUGAAAUGGAAGAAAGAGAGCAACCUGACCUCCACGGUGACUGGAAGUGAACAGACAGGAGCCUCUCAAGAGGGACAGGAGGAACGCAAUGGCGCAUUGGAAGAAGAGAAGGAUGAGGACAAGAAGAAAGAAUAGUUUUAAAAAGAGGAAGAGGAGGGAAACAAACACCUGACGACCAUUAAAAACCCAACAUAACUACCUAAAAAAAUCUACAUGGACUUGAGAGCGACUUCACUGCAUGAUGGCUACCCCGCAGCUCUCCCACUUAUAUCCCAUGUUGACCACAGGAGUGUUAAGCCUUAGAAAUCCAAAUUAUUUCAGCCACAGAAUGGCCCCUGUGACAUUUGGAGCGCUGAUUUUUUUAUUGCAAUGUCACACAUGUAUUGUGAAAAUAAAAAGAAGUAUUAAUUUCUAUGUUAUUUCCCACGCCAGUAAAAAAUCUAUGUAUUUAUCCCCACACACCCCAUGCAUCACUGUGAACCCUUUGAUCACCUCACAAAAUACAGUGUUGGUCAGACUUAACUCAGUAUUGUAAAUGCACAUUCCACGGAAGGAAAGAAACGGACGGACACUUCGUUUGAUCUCAGUAUAAUCUACUUGAAUCGUCCGCAGAAAAAGUGUCCUGCAUAAUCAUGAAAGUUGCACGGAUAAUAGACUACAGUCCACAAACACACACGACUGAAAUGCCUGUAUAUAAUCAAAGUAACAGUAUAUAUUAUGUCAAUCUUGUGAGGACUUAUGUGCAUUUAGCCGCUUUGAUAGACGCUGCAUAACAUAAUAUUGCGCUUAGCCCCCUUUUUUGAUCAUUUGACACAAUAGGCUUCCCUUGUGAGAUAGAUUUGUACACUAGUAAUUCUUCACAUUUGUUUGGGAGUUACGAAUUCAUGUUUUGUCAUAAUUGUGUAUCAUGGAAUAAAAUAUUUGUAAAACUUU
Dicentrarchus labrax (European seabass) is the source of this 2074-nucleotide messenger RNA. RefSeq names its product homeobox C6a (gene hoxc6a). Gene Ontology annotation, biological process: regulation of transcription by RNA polymerase II; anterior/posterior pattern specification. Gene Ontology annotation, cellular component: nucleus. Gene Ontology annotation, molecular function: DNA-binding transcription factor activity, RNA polymerase II-specific; RNA polymerase II cis-regulatory region sequence-specific DNA binding. The record is from RefSeq and is a predicted model, not a curated record. The transcript has 3 exons. Lineage: Eukaryota; Metazoa; Chordata; Actinopteri; Moronidae. Bases 692 to 1276 code for a protein of 194 amino acids.